AUGCAGGUGCCGAACAGACCAAUGGGAGCUUAUGGAUACCCUAUGCGUAAUUACGCACCAGCGUCGCUGUACCCGCAGUACCAGGGAAGCCAGUGCACAUCGAUAACGAAGCCUCAGAGUGGGAAAUCGUUCACUAUUGAUGCUUUGCUCGCCAAGCCAGAGGAAAGCAGAAACUGCAGGGCCAGCCCCACUCAGUGCGGAGAGAAAUAUCACCCAGCUCUGCCCUUUAAUGGACACGUAGGCUUACCGAUGGCAGCAACACCUUACGCUUACUCUCCCAACAUGUUGCAAUCCGCGCUCCACUCACAGCCUGGAUAUUCAGUGUACUGCUACCCGCCUUUCACCUACCAGUCAUCGUGUCGGGGAGCAUUUUACGCACAAGCCUCUAUGUCCAAAGUGAAUGCAGGGCUUCACUUGUUCAAAACCAAAGGUGGGAAGUCUAAGCGCAUGCGCACCAGCUUCACCAGCGAGCAGCUCUCCCGGCUGGAGAAGGAGUUUGCCCGGCAGCAGUACAUGGUCGGAUCCGAGAGAUUCCUCCUGGCUUCGGCUCUACAGCUCACAGAAGCUCAGGUCAAAGUGUGGUUCCAGAACAGACGCAUCAAGUGGCGCAAACAGAGUCUGGAGCAGCAGCAGGCCAAGCUGGCCAAACUGGGCCUGGCAGCUCCGCCCAAAAGCCCCGGAUCUCAGGGCCACGGAGAUGAAGAGGAUGAGGAGUUCUCCGAGCUGGACGUGGUGUCUGAUGACUCCACUGACCACUGCUGA
Molecule: messenger RNA, 762 nt
Organism: Notothenia coriiceps (black rockcod)
Lineage: Eukaryota; Metazoa; Chordata; Actinopteri; Perciformes; Nototheniidae
Gene: noto
Product: notochord homeobox
Exons: 3
Coding region: 1-762 (253 amino acids)
Biological process (GO): central nervous system development; neuron differentiation; regulation of transcription by RNA polymerase II
Cellular component (GO): nucleus
Molecular function (GO): DNA-binding transcription factor activity, RNA polymerase II-specific; RNA polymerase II cis-regulatory region sequence-specific DNA binding
Source: RefSeq, a predicted model, not a curated record